Messenger RNA from Nasonia vitripennis (jewel wasp), 341 nucleotides. Its product is annotated as phosphatidylinositol N-acetylglucosaminyltransferase subunit Y. The record is from RefSeq and is a predicted model, not a curated record. The transcript is spliced from 2 exons. Bases 166 to 279 code for a protein of 37 amino acids. NCBI's taxonomy places the organism in Eukaryota, Metazoa, Arthropoda, Insecta, Hymenoptera, Pteromalidae.
GUACACAAGCCGUGGCGCUCGAAGAUUGUGUCGCACGCGAACACUUGCUCUUUCGCGACUCCUCCCCUCCUCAUCAAGGUGAUUCACUCCCGAAAUAGCGACAGCCGCGCGAUUAAUUGCCAGAGAGAAGGAGGAGGUGUUGCCGUGUGUUUACGGGGAGACACGAUGCAGAUCUCGACUUACCAGUACUACUUCCUGCUUGCUCUGGCGCUUAUCCCCGUCUACCUGUUCUUCAGACUGUGGUCCUGGCUCGGAUGGCAGCUAUUUGUGAAUAACUGAGUGUCAGGUGUACGAACGACUCGUUGUUGUGUAAAUAAAGACAGUAUUUUUAUUUUUUUAAA